AUGUCCCUCACCAACGGCAAAGUAACAAGUUCAGAGCCCCUCGCUUCAGCUGAAGGACAAUGGAUUAAACUAGUCAAGUUAACAUAUAACGAUUCUAAGAAUGAAACGCGCACUUGGGAAUCCGCCGAGCGGACAACGCGCGCCAAAGGCAGCGGCGUCGACGGCGUUGGCAUUCUCGCCAUUCUUGAAAAGCCUACAGGGCCCGAGAUCUUGCUGCAAAAGCAAUUCAGGCCUCCCUUGAACAAGAUCACCAUCGAGUUGCCUGCCGGUUUGGUUGAUGAGGGCGAGAGUGUGCAGGAAGCUGCUGUGCGCGAGCUCAAAGAGGAGACGGGGUUUGUAGGCACCGUCUCAGAGAUGUCACCUAUCAUGUUUAAUGAUCCGGGAAUGACCAAUACGAACACGGCGAUUUGUUCAGUUCAAAUAGACACCACGUUACCUGAGAAUCAGGAUCCCAAGCCGAGUCUAGAGGACGACGAGUUUAUCGAGACAUUCACAACCCCUUUGGCCACCCUGUACUCAGAGUGCAAAAGACUGGAAGCUGAAGGCUAUGCAAUCGAUGCGCGCGUCGGAACUUUUGCGCAAGGCAUUGAAUUGACAAAACGGAUGAACUUGUAA
This is a messenger RNA of Xylaria bambusicola, 615 nucleotides long. Its product is annotated as NUDIX domain-containing protein. The record is from RefSeq and is a predicted model, not a curated record. Gene Ontology annotation, cellular component: nucleus; cytosol. Bases 1 to 615 code for a protein of 204 amino acids. Lineage: Eukaryota; Fungi; Ascomycota; Sordariomycetes; Xylariales; Xylariaceae. Gene Ontology annotation, biological process: ribose phosphate metabolic process; nucleoside phosphate metabolic process. Gene Ontology annotation, molecular function: ADP-ribose diphosphatase activity. The transcript is spliced from 4 exons.